GACAUAACAUUUGUGGUGGUAGGUUGGAUAUCAUCACCACUCGUAACAUUUAUUGCCCUCCUCUCAACACGACCUGGAUUCUCAACAAUGGCUUUUUAAGUUCUCCAGAAGACUCCCCGUCUUGAAGUAGAAUUCAUUGUGCAAUUUUUAUUUGUCGAAAACCUGAAUUCUUGAAGUAGAAUUCAUUGUGCUUAAAUUCUAUAGAUCAUCACCAGCCAUGGAUGCUCUUCUGAAGCAAUUUGAGAGACUGCAGAGGCCAAUCGAUCUGGUGCAAACUCUCCAUGACUGCCAACUUAAAGAAGUGCCUGCUCGAUAUAUUCUUCCAUCUGAUCAGAGGCCAGUCCCUGCUAUUGAAGCUCCACAAUCUAUUCCUGUCAUCGAUUUAGCAGCUCACCACUCAGAAAUAGUAACCCAAGUAGCCAAAGCAUCCGAAGUCUGGGGCUUCUUCCAGGUAAUAAAUCAUGGGAUAGAUCUUUCAUUGCUAGAGAGGAUCAAACGUGUAUCACAAGAAUUCUUUGGUCUUCCUUUGGAAGAAAAAAGAAGACAGUGUCCAGUAAGGCCUGGUACUCGUAUGCUUGAAGGUUAUGGCCGCUUCUUUGACAUCUCAGAUGACACAGUCUUGGAUUGGGUUGACGCCCUUGUUCACUAUGUCUAUCCACCCUCUGUCAAGGCAGUAGAACACUGGCCGAAAACACCCCACACAUACAGGGAAACGUAUGAAAAAUAUGGAAAAGAGGUACUCAAUCUUACCGAUAAGUUGCUGGGUUUUCUUUCCGAGGGUUUGGGGUUGGACUCUGAUUAUGUUCAAACCCUUAUCAAGGAACCCCUGCUUCAGCUCAGAAUCAAUUAUUACCCUCCUUGCCCUCAGCCAGAUUUGGUGAAUGGACUGAGACCCCAUUCUGAUGGGGAUUUGCUCACUGUACUGCUAGAUGACCAGGUUGAGGGUCUCCAAGUUAGAAAAGACGGAGAAUGGUUUACCGUAUCCCCUGUUCCUGGAUCACUCAUUGUCAACGUUGGUGAUCUCUUGCAGAUAAUAAGCAAUGGAAAAUACAAGAGCGCGGAGCACAGGGCGAUGGUAAAUACAAAUCAGUACAGGAUGUCAGUUGUCAUGUUUUUAAGUCCACAAGAUGAUGUGCUGAUUUCUCCAGCUCCUGAAUUGAUUGAUGAAACUCAUCCUAGAUUGUAUCAUUCCACUUUAUCUGAAGAGUAUGCAACCACUUAUAUGAGCAAGGAACUUCAAGGAAAAGCUCCAGUAGAAGCUCUUCUUAUAGAGCAGCAGUCUUAGAAUGCAGUUAAUAUACUUCUAGCAUCAUAUCAUAUUAUUCCUGUUAAGUCAGAAUAGGUAAUGAAUCUACGCAUCGAAAUCGAAGAGUAAUCGAACUCAAUCAUUGUUGCAGAAAGAAUCAAAAUACCUAAAACUUCUUACACCUGCUUCCAUCAACCAGAUAUCAAACUCAAUAGACUCUACUACCUAGAUGUACUUACUUUUUGAUGUACUUCAUUGUCAGAAACCAGGAUGUUGUGUAGUAUGCAUAUGCUAUUACGUCUGUUAAAUGAAAAAGUAUAAAUUGAAUAUAUUUGUGUUUGAAUACUGAUCUGC
Cryptomeria japonica (Japanese cedar) is the source of this 1600-nucleotide messenger RNA. RefSeq names its product oxoglutarate-dependent flavonoid 7-O-demethylase 1. The coding region runs from base 218 to 1285 and encodes 355 amino acids. Lineage: Eukaryota; Viridiplantae; Streptophyta; Pinopsida; Cupressales; Cupressaceae. The record is from RefSeq and is a predicted model, not a curated record. The transcript has 4 exons.